CUAGGAGAUUAACGGAAAAUAAACAGAAAACAUAAAAACAAACGAAAAGAAAGUGUUCUGCCCACCUUCGCGUUCAAAAUUCCCUUUCUCGCACCUAUACGUUUAAAACACCCCUACAAAUUUUCAAAACCAAAGCGCCCUUCUUUAUAAACCAAUCGCCGUCGCCGUUUCCGCGGAUAUCACCUGCUCCGUCCGAUCUUCCGGCGAGGAGGGGCGCCAUGGAGAUAUCUCCUUCUCCAAUCGGUUCCUGCAACAAAGAGUUCCAGAAGAUCUUCAACGAUUGGUUCAACUACGCCGAUUCAGAUGGAGACGGUAGAAUUACUGGCAACGACGCUAUUAAAUUCUUCGGCAUGUCGAAUUUGCCUCGUCCCGAUCUUAAACAGGUGUGGGCUAUGGCGGACACGAAGAGGCAAGGAUACCUUGGAUUUAAGGAGUUCAUCAUCGCUAUGCAGUUAGUUUCCCUGGCACAAUCUGGGAAGGAGAUAUCAAGUGAAAUCCUGCACAGCGAUGUUGAUUUUGAAAAUGUGCCUCCUCCCAUGAUGGAAGGUUUAGCGGAACUUUUAGCUAAGAAAAGGAGGCCGACCUCCAGAUCAGCUGAUUUUGAUGCUAAUGGUAUUCCUCCGGUUGAAACCUCACCUUCGGGACGUUGGUUUUCUUCUUCGAAAUCUGUAAAGAAGGAGAAAUCCCUGUGCUUGCUUUCUGUUGCUCAGGUCCCACUAUCCUCUGUGACAUCCAUAGUUGAUGGUUUGAAGAAGCUGUAUCUUCAAAAGCUGAAGCCAUUGGAAGUUACUUACCGCUUUAAUGACUUUGUAUCUCCACUAUUGACAAAUAGUGAUUUUGAUGCCAAACCCAUGGUUAUGCUAUUGGGCCAGUACUCCACAGGGAAAACUACAUUCAUAAAACAUCUACUUAAAAGUAGCUAUCCUGGAGCUCAUAUUGGACCCGAACCUACCACAGACAGAUUUGUGGUUGUUAUGUCUGGACCAGAUGAGAGAAGUAUUCCAGGUAAUACUGUGGCAGUUCAGGCAGACAUGCCAUUCAGUGGACUAACAACUUUUGGAACUGCAUUUCUGUCAAAAUUUGAAUGUUCUCAAAUGCCGCAUCCUCUGCUGGAGCAAAUCACAUUUGUAGACUCACCUGGAGUGCUAUCUGGAGAAAAGCAACGAAUCCACCGGGCUUAUGAUUUCACGGGCGUGACGUCAUGGUUUGCUGCAAAGUGUGACCUUAUUCUGCUUCUCUUCGACCCUCACAAACUUGAUGUUAGCGAUGAGUUCAAGCGUGUCAUUUCAUCUCUACGUGGGCAUGAUGACAAGAUUAGGGUGGUUCUGAACAAGGCAGACCAAGUUGAUACACAACAACUAAUGAGAGUUUAUGGAGCCUUGAUGUGGUCAUUGGGGAAAGUCCUCAAUACUCCUGAAGUUAUGCGUGUCUAUAUAGGCUCAUUCAACGACAAACCAGUUAGUGAAGAUGCUGUUGGGCCACUUGGUAAGGAGCUUUUUGAGAAAGAACAGUCUGACCUUCUCUCUGAUCUAAAAGAUAUACCUAAGAAGGCUUGUGAUCGCAGAAUCAAUGAAUUUGUGAAGCGUGCUAGGGCUGCAAAGAUACAUGCUUACAUUAUCAGCCACCUUAAAAAGGAGAUGCCAUCCAUGAUGGGUAAAGCAAAGGCUCAGCAAAGACUAAUCGAUAAUUUGGCAGACGAAUUUGGAAAGGUUCAAAGGGAGUUUCACUUACCUCCAGGUGAUUUCCCAAAUGUAGAGCAUUUCAAGGAGGUUUUAAGUGGUUACAACAUCGACAAGUUCGAGAAGUUGAAGCCGAAAAUGAUCCAAGCUGUCGAUGACAUGCUCGGGUAUGACAUCCCCGAUCUCUUGAAGAACUUCAAAAACCCUUACGACUAAGAGGGAAAUCGAUCCCGGGGAUCAUAGCAGCAGCCAUCUUCUCCGAUCGAGAUUCGCCGGCCGGAGGAACCCAAAUGUGCUUACGUAGUCAUGACUGCAGAUUGGUUUGUUUAUUGAUCGGCAGUGGGCCUGCAGACGAUUGCCCACUCCGAUAAACUGACCGACGCCUGGCUCUUCUCCCAGUUCCGGCUGAAAGAUGAGGCUUCGAACCCACCGGCGGCGAAGCUAUCCAUCUCCUCAUCCAGCCGCCGUGCCGGCGAUUUCUUCCCCUGAGUCCUCUUGUUACUAUUAAACUUCGUGUUGUUAUUUCCUCCUCGUCCUCUGUAAUUCCAAUCGUCUUCUGCCGCGAAGCUCUCCUCCACUUCCUCCAUCCUCCCAUUCGCCGAUUUCCUCGCCCCGACGAAAUUCGGGCUUCCGCCGCCGCCGCUCUGAUUCAUCCACUCCUCUGGAGAACCGGCGUAACUCUCCUCCUCUAUAACAGCUCUGGCGACGGCGCUCUGCUUCCGGCCAGAGUGUCUCCCUCCUCCUCCGGCGCCGCCGCCGCCAGGGUAGCUGGACAAGCUGUUGGAUUUCCUGUGGUUUCCACCCCCUUCUAGUUUCCCCUCCCCUCGUUUCCUUCCGCCGCUGCCGGAGCUAUUCUGGGGAGUGACGACGGGUUUGGAUCUGUGCCGGCGCUUUAUUUCAUCGGAAUCGGCAUCGUUGCUGACAAUCUGCGGUUUACAGACGAAGCAGGAGAAGAGCUGAGGCGCCAUAACAUCCAAUUCGGAUGGAAAACGCAAAAGAAUUUGAUGCCAAUUAUAUGAUUUUGAUGGAAGAAAAUGUGGUGGUGGAACGGCUCUGUUUUUAUAUAUAUGAAGAAAAACAGAGUCGGUCGCCAUUUGGACAAUGCUUAUGGAAAAGAAUGACGGAGGCGGCGGGAAUCGGAGGCCUGCAGCUGCCGGGGUUGUAUAUCGUUCAUGGGUUGGCAGCGAGGGGAGGCGCCGGCGAUGGUAACGAGAAGGAAGAAGCAGCUGGGUAUAAAAAUGAAAAUGGCGGUUGGUGGUGGCCGGUGGAAGGAGAUGAAUAAUGGGGCGAUGAAAUCCGGCAAAUGGGUAGUCCGGCAGAAUUAUGCUGUUUACACUUUACAGUGUGAGGAGGACACUAGUACUUGUGAAAAAAUAGAUGUGAAUUAGAUACUUUUAAUU
Messenger RNA from Linum tenue, 3079 nucleotides. NCBI's taxonomy places the organism in Eukaryota, Viridiplantae, Streptophyta, Magnoliopsida, Malpighiales, Linaceae. The record is from the annotation of a GenBank genome assembly.